Gossypium raimondii (Peruvian cotton) is the source of this 3704-nucleotide messenger RNA. RefSeq names its product MDIS1-interacting receptor like kinase 2. Lineage: Eukaryota; Viridiplantae; Streptophyta; Magnoliopsida; Malvales; Malvaceae. The record is from RefSeq and is a predicted model, not a curated record. The coding region runs from base 15 to 3431 and encodes 1138 amino acids. Gene Ontology annotation, biological process: protein phosphorylation. The transcript is spliced from 3 exons. Gene Ontology annotation, molecular function: protein binding; protein kinase activity; ATP binding.
CAAAUAUCAAAGCCAUGCCUUCUUUCUCAAUACCAUUCAAACUCAUCUUCUUCUUCCUCUUCUUUGCAUCUUCCCAUGCUUUCUCUUCUAAAACCAUACCCUCCAGGGAAGCUGAAGCUCUUCUAAAAUGGAAAGCUAGCCUCCCCAGAAACACCCAAACUUUGCUCUCUUCUUUGUGGGGCGGAAGCAACCAUUGCAAUUGGACUGGAAUCACUUGCAACAAUGCUGGCAGCAUCACAAAAGUGAUCCUAGGAGAAUUUGAAUUGAAAUUGAGAGGUACGCUUCACAAUCUCAACUUCUUUUACUUCCCCAACUUGAUUUGGCUUCAGCUUCGAAACAACUCACUGUAUGGGUCCAUUCCUUCAAACAUCGGGAACCUUUCCAACCUCAACUUCCUUGACUUGUCAUACAAUAAUUUCUCUGGGAAUAUCCCCUUAGAAAUUGGCUUAUUGAAAAGUCUUUCUUUGAUCUCCUUAGGAGACAAUUCACUCAGUGGUUCCAUUCCACGAGAAAUAGGAAAGCUGAGUACAAUUUCAUACAUUUAUUUCACGAGAAACAAUCUAACUGGUCCCAUUCCAAUCGAAAUUUUGAACCUUACGAAGCUUCACGACCUGGACUUGUCACAAAAUAAUAUCUCUGGAAGUAUUCCUUCUGAUAUAGGAAGGUUGAGUUCACUUUCUAUUCUUUUCCUUAACCAAAACCAUCUCACUGGUACAAUACCUAUUUCUAUUGGAGACUUGCAGAAUUUAUCCCAAUUUGUCCUCGUUGACAAUAGGCUCAAUGGUUCCAUACCUAAAGAGAUCGGAAUGGUUACAUCCCUUCGGCUGCUUGAUCUUUCAAACAAUCACCUAACUGGUCCUAUCCCAACAUGUAUAGGAAACUUAAGCAACAUGAAAUGGCUCUAUCUGUGGAGUAAUAAUCUCUCUGGUUCUAUCCCCAAUGAGAUAGGAAUGCUCAAAUCGCUUUUAGCGUUUCAGUUAGCGUACAAUAAUCUCACUGGUGUCAUCCCUCAUUCCAUAGGAAACUUGACUAACUUGGAUAAUCUUGUGCUUAAUUUUAAUGGGCUUUCUGGUUCUAUCCCCAGUGAGAUAGGGAUGCUCAAAUCUCUUUUCGACUUGCAGUUAUCGGACAAUAAUCUCACUGGUCUCAUCCCUGAUUCCAUAGGAAACUUGACUAACUUGGGCAAUCUUGUGCUUCAUUUUAAUGGGCUUUCUGGUUCAAUCCCAACUUCCAUGGGAAACUUAAACAAGUUGUCGAUACUGGAGAUUUGUGAAAAUAGUUUAUCAGGCCUUGUUCCUCAAACUCUGAACAAUCUUACUCAUUUAAGAAUAUUAGACUUAUCCCACAACCAUCUUAGAGGUUCAUUACCUGAGAACGUGUGCCUUGGGGGAUUGCUCACUCGUAUCGCAGCUAUCAAAAAUAAUUUGACCGGUUUGAUUCCAUCAAGCUUGAGAAACUGUACAAGCUUAUACAGAGUUAGGCUUGAAGGGAACCACUUAACAGGAAAUAUAUCAGAAGCCUUUGGUAUAUAUCCAAAUUUGAAUUUUAUUUCAUUAAGCAACAACAACAUUUUCGGUGAACUUUCUUCAAAUUGGGGACAAUGCCAUAAUCUAACAAGCCUAAAGAUCACCAACAAUAACAUUUCUGGAAAGAUUCCAUUCCAAUUGGGACAGGCAACCCAAUUACAAGAACUUGAUCUCUCUUCGAAUCAUUUAAAUGGUGAGCUUCCUAAGGAACUAGGGAAGUUGACAAUGUUGAGCCGUCUUUAUCUAAGUGAUAACCAAUUUUCUGGCAAAAUUCCACUAGAGAUUGGACUUCUUUCAAAACUAGAACAACUUGACUUGGCAUUAAACAAUUUAAGUGGGCCUAUUCCGGAUGAUCUUGGAAAUUGCUUCAAAUUAUUCAACUUGAAUUUGAGCAAGAACAACCUCGAAGAGAGCAUUCCAUCUUCAAUAAGCUACAUUAAUGCUCUUCAAAGCCUAGAUUUGAGUCAGAAUUCACUUAUUGGAGGUAUCCCACAACAGUUUGGAAAAUUACAGUCCUUGGAAGUAUUGAACCUUUCUCACAAUAUGCUUAAUGGUUCCAUCCCGGAAGCUUUUAAUAAUUUGCGUGGUUUAAGAUUUGUGAACAUAUCUUUCAAUCAAUUUGAAGGUCCUAUUCCAAAUCUUAAGGCUUUUCAUGAGGCUUCGUUUGAUGCCUUGAGAAACAAUAAAGGCCUAUGUGGUAAUGCCACUGGACUAAUGGCUUGUGUUCCUUCUUUUCUGGCCAACCAUGGUCAUGGAAAAAGGACCAAAGUCAUCAUAUCAGUUAUGCUUCCACUCUUUGGCGGUCUACUUUUGCUAUUUUUAUUGGUUGGAAGUUUCUUUACUUUCUACAAAAAAACUCAAACCAAAGAAUCAGAGCCAAGGGAGGAGCAACAAGGAGAUAUUUUUACUGUAUUGGGAUUUAAUGGAAGAGUACUCCAUGACAACAUUAUCGAAGCCACUGAAGAUUUUAGCUCCGACUAUUGCAUUGGUUCAGGAGGAUAUGGAAGUGUCUAUAAAGCUGCAUUACCAACUGGUCAGGUGGUUGCUGUGAAGAAACUUUACCGAUCUGAAGACAACAUACACAUCAACAACUUGAAAGCCUUUGAAAGCGAGGUUAUGGCUUUAUUAGAAAUAAGGCACCGUAACAUUGUGCAGAUGUAUGGUUUUUGUUCACAUCCAAAGCAUUCUUUUCUGGUUUAUGAGCUCGCGGAAAGGGGAAGUUUGAGAAUGGUGUUAAGCAACAAUGAACAGGCUAAGGAGCUGGACUGGAAGAAGAGGGUAAAUGUUGUUAAAGGAUUGGCUAAUGCUUUGUCUUAUAUGCAUCAUGGUCAUUCACAACCUAUAGUUCAUCGAGACAUAUCUAGCAACAAUGUUCUCUUGGAUUUGGACUAUGAAGCUCGUGUCUCUGAUUUUGGCACUGCUAGGAUUUUAAAGCCUGACUCCUCCAAUUGGACUUCACUUGCGGGUACCUACGGGUAUAUAGCUCCAGAGUUGGCUUAUACAAUGAGAGUAGAUGAGAAGUGUGAUGUCUACAGUUUUGGGGUGCUAACAAUGGAAGUUUGUAUGGGGAGGCAUGCUGGUGAUCUUAUAUCGUAUUUUUCAUCACUGGAGUCGACAUCGUCAUUGAUGUCAAAUGACCAGCAGGUUUUACUGAAAGAUACGAUAGACCAACGUCUUUCACCACCAGUAGGGCAAUCUGCCAAAGACUUGGUCUCUACUAUGAAGAUAGCAGUGACAUGCUUGAAUGGCAAUCCCCAACUUCGGCCAACCAUGCAGCAAGUUUCUCAAGCCCUUGGUCGUCAAUCCCUUCCUUUACCGAGCCCUUUCAACAGCAUACAAUUGGAAGAAGUGUUGGGAGAGGUAGUCUGCAAUGGCUUUGUUGAGAAUGAGAUGCUUAAACACUGAAAUUGGAUGUAGAGAAUGAAGUGUGUUGGGAGGGUAGCAGGGUUGCAAGUAUUUUCCUUACGUCACAGCGUGGAAUUCACACCUUAAAUUAUCAUGAUGUGUUUUUUUUGCAUCCUAUUGUAUCUUGUUUGUUAAGUUAUCCUUUGUACCCAAUUUCAGUUCAGUAUAUAAUAUUUAAUGUUUUGUAAUUGGAUUGUAACGAUGUUUGGAUUAAAAUCGAGGGAAAGUGGGAAGGGUGUAUUGACAAAACUUGAUGAUCAUUUGGGAAUAAAA